AUGUCUAACAAUAAUAUGAGAGAACUCUCGAGCAUAGCUGGCAUACAUAUCACUCAACAGCUUCAAUAUGAAGAAAUUCAACAAUUAACCCAUGCAACUUCAGCAUCUACAAAAGCACUGAAAGAAUGCUUAGAUGCCUUCACAUAUUUCAAUACUUCUGAUCUCACUCUCUACUCAUCAUGGAGAAUGAAAAUGCUUGCAAAACUGAGUGUAGAUGAAGAUGUCAUCAGUUCAUUAAUCAAUCAAGAUUGA
Molecule: messenger RNA, 252 nt
Organism: Blastomyces gilchristii SLH14081
Lineage: Eukaryota; Fungi; Ascomycota; Eurotiomycetes; Onygenales; Ajellomycetaceae
Exons: 2
Coding region: 1-252 (83 amino acids)
Source: RefSeq, a predicted model, not a curated record